Molecule: messenger RNA, 1323 nt
Organism: Apodemus sylvaticus (European woodmouse)
Lineage: Eukaryota; Metazoa; Chordata; Mammalia; Rodentia; Muridae
Gene: Actl7a
Product: actin like 7A
Exons: 1
Coding region: 1-1323 (440 amino acids)
Cellular component (GO): cytoplasm; nucleus
Source: RefSeq, a predicted model, not a curated record
AUGUCUCUGGAUGGUGUGUGGGCUCCACAGACAGCAGACAUAGGUGACGGGCCUACCAAGAAAGCUAGUGACCAGGCCUCCAUGCAGACACAGGUCCUCCAGACUGCCUCCCUAAAAGAUGGCCCAGCAAAAAGGGCAGUAUGGGUCCGUCGGGACAAUGCUGAGACAGAAGACCCUGUUAAGUCAACUAUGUCCAAGGACAGGCCAAAGCUAGAGGUGACCAAAGCAGUGGUUGUGGACCUGGGCACGGGUUUCUGUAAAUGUGGCUUUGCUGGCCUGCCAAAGCCCACCCAUAAGAUCUCAACAACAGUGGGCAAGCCCUACAUGGAGACGGCCAAGACUGGGGAUAAUCGCAAAGAGACCUUUGUGGGGCAUGAGCUCCUUAACCCAGAUAUACAUCUCAAGCUGGUCAACCCCCUGCGGCAUGGCAUCAUUGUGGACUGGGACACAGUACAGGACAUCUGGGAAUACCUCUUCCGACAGGAGAUGAAGAUCGCCCCAGAGGAACAUGCGGUCCUGGUUUCAGAUCCACCCCUGAGUCCUCACACCAACAGAGAGAAGUAUGCUGAGAUGCUGUUUGAGACCUUCAACACGCCUGCAAUGCACAUUGCUUACCAGUCCCGCCUGUCCAUGUACUCCUACGGACGCACCUCCGGCCUGGUGGUGGAGGUUGGACAUGGUGUGUCCUAUGUGGUCCCCAUCUAUGAGGGUUAUCCUUUGCCCAGCAUCACAGGGAGGCUAGACUAUGCAGGAUCUGACCUCACGACCUACCUGAUGAACCUGAUGAACAACUCUGGAAAACACUUCUCUGAGGACCAUCUCGGUAUUGUGGAGGACAUCAAGACGAAAUGCUGCUUUGUGGCCCUGGACCCCAUCGAAGAGAAGAAAAUCCCUCCCGCUGAACAUGAGAUCCAUUAUACUCUGCCUGAUGGGAAAGAGAUCCGCCUGGGUCAGGAGCGGUUCCUCUGCUCAGAGAUGUUCUUCAAGCCAUCUCUAAUCAAGUCCAUGCAGCUGGGCCUCCACACCCAGACAGUGUCCUGCCUUAACAAGUGUGACAUUGCACUCAAACGAGAUCUCAUGGGGAACAUCCUGCUCUGUGGGGGCAGCACUAUGCUCAGGGGUUUUCCGAACCGUCUGCAGAAGGAACUGAGCAGCAUGUGUCCCAAUGACACUCCACAGGUAAAUGUGCUGCCUGAGAGAGACACUGCAGUCUGGACUGGUGGUUCUAUCCUGGCCUCACUCCAGGGCUUUCAACCACUGUGGGUCCAUCGCCUGGAGUACGAAGAACAUGGGCCUUUCUUCCUCUACAGAAGGUGCUUCUGA